CACAGAAAGAGCGGUCUGUUUUGGGUGGAGUGGCUGAUGGCUCGGGGAGGUGCCUUUAAGGCAGAGUGCAGUGAAACAAGGAAACAACUAAGGACAGGUUUUAUUAUCCUGAACCGUGCUGUCAUUAGAGAGAGCUGCCAGGUUAUGUGUUAUCAGCAGGUCAGAGCUGGGAAGCCGGGACUGGACGCGAUUAUAUUUAAAGAGGCUGGUGUUGGAGAGCACACUGACAAAGGGGCAGGCACUACAACAUGCAGACCGCUGUGCCCUGUCUCCUCAGCCUGGUCCUCCUCUCCUGGGGGUCCUGUGCCCUGGAUCCCACCUACCUCCCCAGCAACCACAGCAUUGACCUACCUGGGGCAAGGGCAUUUGUGAGCGAGUACAACGAGACGGCAGAAGUCAUCCUUUACAAGAGUGUUUUAGCAAGCUGGAAUUACAACACCAACCUGACUGGAUACAACCAGGAGAAACAGAUCAAUGCUUCCUUGGAAGAGCAGGAAUUUGUGGAAGCUUGGGCCAAGAAAGCAAAGGAAUUUUACAAAAUCAUAGACACGUUCAAUGAUACAAGCUUGACGAAAAUCAUCGAGAGCAUUGGUGUCUUGGGACCUGCGAAUCUCCAACCUGAUGAAAGAAAGAAGUACAACACCAUCCUGAGUGAAAUGGACAACAUUUAUUCCACUGCUAAGGUGUGCCCACCAAAUCAACAGAAAAACUGCUGGUCUCUCGAACCUGAUCUCGUGAAUCUAUUGGCAACAUCUCGGAGUUACAAAAAGCUGCUGUAUGCAUGGGAGGGUUGGCACAAUUCUGCAGGAAAUCCGCUAAGAGACAAGUACACAGAAUUUGUGAAAAUGAGUAACAAAGCUUCACGACUGGAUGGUUUUAGUGACACAGGAGCAUACUGGAGAUCGUGGUAUGAGUCACCAACAUUUGAAGAGGAUCUUGAGAAGAUCUAUGACCAACUCAAACCACUUUACAAUAACCUUCAUGCCUUUGUGAGGAGGAAGUUAUAUCAGAUAUACGGACCCAAAUACAUCAAUCUGAAAGGACCGAUACCUGCACAUCUAUUGGGUAACAUGUGGGCCCAGCGAUGGAACAACAUCUACGACUUGAUGAUCCCAUUCCCCAACAAAGGCAACAUAGAUGUCACUGAUGCAAUGGUUAAGAAGAACUGGAAUGCCACUCACAUGUUCAAAGUCUCAGAGGAGUUCUUCACUUCCCUUGGACUCAUCAAGAUGCCACCGGAAUUCUGGGAUUAUUCAAUGCUGGAGAAACCUGAUGAUGGGAGAGAGGUUGUCUGUCAUGCAUCAGCAUGGGACUUCUACAACCGCAAGGAUUUCAGAAUCAAACAGUGCACGACCGUGACUAUGGAACAGCUCUUCACUGUACAUCACGAAAUGGGCCAUGUGGAAUAUUACCUUCAGUACAAAGAUCAACCAGUCAGCUUCAGGAGUGGGGCCAAUCCCGGUUUCCAUGAAGCAGUGGGAGAUGUAUUAGCCCUCUCUGUAUCCACACCCAAGCACUUGAAAGAAAUCGGACUCCUGGAAAACGCUGUGGAUGACUACGAAGCCGACAUUAACUACCUCUUCAAAAUGGCCUUGGAAAAAAUCUCCUUCCUCCCAUUCGGAUAUCUGAUUGAUCAAUGGCGUUGGGGCGUGUUCAGUGGGCGGAUUUCACCAGCAAAUUAUAACUUUGAAUGGUGGUACCUGAGGACAAAGUACCAAGGAAUCUGCUCACCAGUUCCAAGAAAUGAGAGUAACUUUGACCCUGGUGCCAAGUACCACAUCCCUGCAAACACACCUUACAUCAGGUACUUUGUGAGUUUUAUCCUGCAGUUUCAGUUCCACAAAGCUCUCUGCUAUGCUUCAGGCCACACAGGACCCCUACAUAAAUGUGACAUCUACAGGUCCAAGGAAGCUGGCAAAAUUCUCAGUCAAGCGCUGAGUGCUGGUUCCUCGAAACCUUGGCAGGAAAUCCUUCAGCAGGUGACAGGCAUCAAUAAGAUGGAUGCAGGUGCUUUGCUUGAGUAUUUCCAACCCAUCACUAAGUGGCUUCAGGAAAAGAACAUUGAAACCAAGGAAGAACUGGGUUGGUCUGAAUUUGCCUGGACCCCUCCAAUCCCUGAAGGAUACCCAAGUGGCAUUGACAAAAUCACUGAUGAAAAGAAAGCACAGGAAUUUGUCACCAAUUACGACAAGGUCACAGAGAAAGUAUGGUAUGACUACACAGAGGCCUCCUGGACAUACAAUACCAACAUCACAGAACAUAACAACAAAGUCAUGCUGGAAAAAAGCCUUGAGAUGUCCAACCACUCACUGUUAUACGGUAUCGACGCUCGGAAAUUUGACUACACAGAUUUCCAAAACCCAGAACUCAAACGUAUUCUGAAGACACUGAGUGAUAUUGAACGUGCAGCUCUACCUGAAGAGGAAGUGAAGGAGUACAACAAUGUCUUGUCUGAAAUGGAAACAACCUACAGUGUUGCAAAGGUAUGUCGUACCAAAGGGACUUGUCACCCUCUCGAUCCUGAUCUAACCGAGAUCAUGGCAACUUCAAACGACUACAACGAGCUGCUGUUUGCUUGGAAAGGCUGGAGAGACGCCUCGGGAAAGAAAAUGAGGACCAACUUCAAGAGAUAUGUGGAGUUGAGCAACAAAGCAGCAAAACUGAAUGGUCACGCUGAUACAGGAGCUUUCUGGAGAUCCCUUUAUGAUUCCAAAACUUUUGAAGCAGAUUUGGAGAAUAUUUACAAUGAAUUGAAGCCCUUAUACCUGAACCUGCACGCAUAUGUCAGGAGGGCAUUAUACAAGAAAUAUGGAGACAAAUAUGUCAACCUCAAGGGUCCAAUCCCAGCCCAUCUCUUGGGGAAUAUGUGGGCCCAAUCAUGGAACAAUGUCUUCAAACUGCUGAUCCCUUACCCCAGUGCCAGCCACGUUGAUGCCACGCCUCAAAUGAUUGCCCAGGGAUGGACACCCAUUAAAAUGUUUAACGAAUCAGACCAAUUCUUCACAUCACUUGGCCUCAUUCCGAUGCCAAAGGAAUUCUGGGAGAAGUCGAUGCUGGUGAAACCAACUGACCGGGAGGUUGUCUGCCAUGCAUCAGCCUGGGACUUCUUCAACAAGAAAGAUUUCAGGAUUAAACAGUGCACCGUGGUGAACAUGGAAGACCUGAUAACAGUGCACCAUGAAAUGGGCCACGUUCAAUACUUCCUUCAGUACAAAGACCAGCAUAUCUCAUUCCGAGAUGGGGCCAACCCUGGGUUUCAUGAGGCCAUUGGUGAUGUGAUGGCUCUGUCGGUAUCCACUCCCAAACAUCUCCACAGCAUCGGGCUCCUUGACAAAGUGGAAAACAACACAGAGAGUGACAUUAACUACCUGAUGAGCAUAGCCUUGGACAAGAUCGCAUUCCUUCCAUUUAGCUACCUCAUGGACCAAUGGCGAUGGAAGGUGUUCGAUGGGCGGAUCCCAGAAGAUGUUUACAACCAGGAAUGGUGGAAUCUCAGAUUAAAAUAUCAGGGAGUCUGUCCUCCUGUUGCUCGAUCAGAGGAAGAUUUUGAUCCUGGUGCAAAAUUCCACAUUCCUUCGAGUGUACCUUAUGUCAGGUAUUUUGUGAGCUUCAUCAUCCAGUUCCAGUUUCACGAGAGCCUUUGUAAAGCAGCUGGUGAAACAGAACCUCUGUACAAAUGUGAUAUCUACAAGUCACAAGCUGCAGGAAAACUCAUCGGGGAUGCCAUGAAACUGGGGAGUAGCAAGCCGUGGCCUGAAGCAAUGAAGAUGAUCACAGGGAACUCCAGAAUGUCUGCUUCUUCCCUCCUCAAAUACUUCCAGCCGCUGACAGAAUGGCUCACUGAAGAGAAUAAGAAGCAACAGGAGACCCUCGGGUGGCCCGAUUAUGACUGGACUCCAGCUCUUUCUUCAGUGGAACCUCCAGCGCCGACUACUCCAGCCCCCACUGUUGAGGGAAAUCCAGUGCCUGUUCCAAAAAGCAAAGUGGAUUUUCUGGGGUUACGUUUAUCUCCAGAGCAGGCUAAAGCAGGCCAGUGGAUCCUGCUAGUACUGGCCCUGAUCCUGGCUAUAGCAGUCAUUGCCCUCACCGUGAAAACAUUUUUAAGAAAUAAACAGCACAAAUCAACAUCUGAACUUGAACUGAAAUAAAAAACGAAUCUCAUCAGGUCAGAGUUCUUUCACUAUGCAAAAACAAAACAAUAAUUCAACACUCAAUUUAUAUUUGUAAAUCUGCUGUAAGAAUGUUUAAUUAAUCUCUUGGGUUGGGUAGUCCUAAUACUUCGAACACUUCAGUGAUGACUAGACAUUUGAUGCAGGGACGUGAAAUAAUAUAUUAAAGCGUUCGCUUGUGUAAUUUGCUGUAACUUUUGAAUGUGAAAAUAAUGUAAAUUCGAUCAGUAUCAGGUUAUAUUGUUGAGAUUCCAAGACAGCAAACUACUGUUCCAUAGUAUCCUUCUUCUCUGGAUGUUGUUGCAAUCCUGAGCCCAGCUGCUUUUAAAAAAAGCGACCAUAUCUAACGGCAGUAGAAAUGCGACCAUAUCUGACUGCAGUGAAAAUGCGACCAUAUCUAACUGCGGUGAAAAUGCGACCAUAUCUAACUGCAAUGCAAAUGCGACUGUAUCUGACUGCAUUGAAAAUGCAACAAUAUCUGAUUGCAGUGAAAAUGCGAUUAUAUCUGACUGCAGUGAAAAUGUGACCAUAUCUAACUGCAGUGAAAAUGCGACCAUAUAUGACUGCAGUGGAAAUGUGAGCAUAUCUAACUGCAGUGAAAAUGCGACCAUAUAUGACUGCAGUGGAAAUGUGAGCAUAUCUGAUUGCAGUGAAAAUGCGACCAUAUAUAACUGCAGUGAAAAUGCGACCACAUCUGAUCGCAGUGAAAAUGCGACCAUAUCUAACUACAAUGAAAGUACGACCAUAUCUAACUGCAGUGAAAAUGCGAUCAUAUCUAACUGCAGUGAAAAUGCGACCAUAUCUAAUUGCAGUGAAAAUGCGAUCAUAUCUGACUGCAGUGAAAAUGCAACCAUAUAUAACUGCAGUGAAAAUGCGACCAUAUCUAAUGCAGUGAAAAUGCGAUCAUAUCUGACUGCAGUGAAAAUGCGACCAUAUCUAACUGCAGUGAAAAUGUGACCAUAUCUGACUGCAGUGGAAAUGUGACCACAUCUGAUUGCAGUGAAAAUGUGACCAUAUCUGACUGCAGUGGAAAUGUGACCACAUCUGAUUGCAGUGAAAAUGCAACCAUAUCUGACUGCAGUGGGAAGGUGAUUAUAUAUAACUGCAGUGAAAAUGCGACAACAUUUAACUGCAGUGAAAAUGCGACCAUAUCUGAUUGCAGUGAAAAUGCAACUAUAUCUAACUGCAGUGAAAAUGCGACCAUAUCUGACUGCAGUGGGAAGGUGAUUAUAUAUAACUGCAGUGAAAAUGCGACCGUAUCUGACUGCAAUGGGAAGGUGAUUAUAUAUAACUGCAGUGAAAAUGCGACAACAUUUAACUGCAGUGAAAAUGCGACCAUAUCUGAUUGCAACGGGAAGGUGAUUAUAUAUAACUGCAGUGAAAAUACGACCGUAUCUGACUGCAAUGGGAAGGUGAUUAUAUAUAACUGCAGUGAAAAUGCGACAACAUUUAACUGCAGUGAAAAUGCGACCAUAUCUGAUUGCAGUGAAAAUGCGACCAUAUCUGAUUGCAGUGAAAAUGCAACUAUAUCUAACUGCAGUGAAAAUGCGACCAUAUCUGACUACAAUGGGAAGGUGAUUAUAUACAACUGCAAUGAAAAUGCGACAAUAUCUAACUGCAGUGAAAAUGCGACCAUAUCUGACUGCAGUGAAAAUGCGACCAUAUCUGACUGCAUUGAAAAUGUGACUAUAUCUGAUUGCAGUGAAAAUGCGACCAUAUCUAACUGCAGUGAAAAUGCGACCAUAUCUAAUUGCAGUGAAAAUGCGAUCAUAUCUGACUGCAGUGAAAAUGCAACCAUAUCUGACUGCAAUGGGAAGGUGAUUAUAUAUAACUGCAGUGAAAAUGUGACCAUAUCUGACUGCAACGGGAAGGUGAUUAUAUAUAACUGCAGUGAAAAUGCGACCGUAUCUGACUGCAAUGGAAAGGUGAUUAUAUAUAACUGCAGUGAAAAUGUGACAACAUUUAACUGCAGUGAAAAUGCGACCAUAUCUGAUUGCAGUGAAAAUGCGACCAUAUCUGAUUGCAGUGAAAAUGCAACUAUAUCUAACUGCAGUGAAAAUGCGACCAUAUCUGACUGCAACGGGAAGGUGAUUAUAUAUAACUGCAGUGAAAAUGCGACAACAUUUAACUGCAGUGAAAAUGCGACCAUAUCUGAUUGCAGUGAAAAUGCAACUAUAUCUAACUGCAGUGAAAAUGCGACCAUAUCUGACUGCAGUGGGAAGGUGAUUAUAUAUAACUGCAGUGAAAAUGCGACCGUAUCUGACUGCAAUGGGAAGGUGAUUAUAUAUAACAGCAGUGAAAAUGCGACCAUAUCUAAUUGCAGUGAAAAUGCGAUCAUAUCUGACUGCAGUGAAAAUGCAACCAUAUAUAACUGCAGUGAAAAUGCGACCAUAUCUAAUGCAGUGAAAAUGCGAUCAUAUCUGACUGCAGUGAAAAUGCGACCAUAUCUAACUGCAGUGAAAAUGUGACCAUAUCUGACUGCAGUGGAAA
This is a messenger RNA of Hemiscyllium ocellatum (epaulette shark), 6659 nucleotides long. RefSeq names its product angiotensin I converting enzyme (peptidyl-dipeptidase A) 1 (gene ace). Bases 249 to 4148 code for a protein of 1299 amino acids. Gene Ontology annotation, cellular component: plasma membrane. Gene Ontology annotation, biological process: proteolysis. The record is from RefSeq and is a predicted model, not a curated record. The transcript has 25 exons. NCBI's taxonomy places the organism in Eukaryota, Metazoa, Chordata, Chondrichthyes, Orectolobiformes, Hemiscylliidae. Gene Ontology annotation, molecular function: metallopeptidase activity; peptidyl-dipeptidase activity.